UGCCUCCCUCUGUCGUCGCCUGCUUGCUUCCCUCGUUCUUGCUCCAUGUCGGCUGCUUCUGACUUGUGUCCCCUCCAGAAAGUAUUCUUUAUUACCCAAAUCGACGUGUUGCGUUAGCGUUUACCGCGGGAAAAUAGUCUUCAUCAAUCGCCAUCAUCAAAGUUAAUGAGCUCCGCGCACUAAGAAACAGGGGAAACAGAUUUCGUUAUACCGUUACAGCUCUAACGCGAAACGUCCCAGGCAAAAUCCAAAUCCCAGCCCUUCAGAGUCGCAGAUGCUGCGUUUUCACUUGGGAUACGGCUUCGCUUUUGUGGGUCCCGAUGUGGGUUCAGAUUUGAUUUCGAAGAUCGGGCAUUAUUAUUUCCAGUUUCUGUUUGCAUCUGAAGAAAGUUAGCGCGAAGGAAAGUGGGGAAGAAGAGAAGUGGAAGGGCUUUUGUGGGAGAUAUGGAUUUGACAGAGAUGUCGAUCAUGCACCAUGUGGCCAUCGUCUUGUUUCUCCUUUGGGCGCUCUCUUGCUUCGGCUGGACUCACCCUUUUGCUUAUUUCGUUGCCCUAAUUUAUUUGUUCCUGGUUCACGAGAGAUGUGUAACGAAGUUGAGGAAGAAGCUGCAGUACGAAGAAUCAAAACAAGCUAAUCGGAAAAGGGUACAAUUUUCCACACUUGCUUCUCAUAAAUCUUGUGCCUUUAUGGUGCUAUCUGAUUCUGAAACAGUGAGGUGGCUGAACCAUGCUGUGGAGAAGAUAUGGCCUUUAUGUAUGGAAGAGAUCACUUCUCAGAUGAUUCUUCUCCCUAUCAUUCCUUGGUUCUUGGACAAGUAUAAACCAUGGACUGCUAAAAAGGCGGUUGUGCAGCAUUUAUAUAUGGGGAGAAACCCGCCAAUGUUCACCGAAGUUAGGGUUCUUCGCCAAUGUACUGGCGAUGACCACUUGGCACUAGAGAUGGGAAUGAGGUUUUGUACAGCUGAUGAUAUGCUUGCAGUUCUUGCUGUGAAAUUAAGGAGAAGGCUUGGAUUUGGGAUGUGGACAAAAUUGCAUAUAACCGGCAUGCAAGUGGAGGGGAAGGUCUUGAUUGGAAUAAAAUUUCUACGCCGCUGGCCUUUUAUUGGACGUUUAAGAGUAUGCUUUGCUGAGCCGCCCUAUUUCCAAAUGACGGUGAAACCCAUCUUUACCCAUGGGGUUGAUGUUACUGUGCUUCCUGGGAUUGCAGGGUGGCUAGACAAGCUUCUGUCAAUGGCAUUUGAGCAGACCCUGGUUCAGCCGAAUAUGCUAGUUGCUGACAUGGAGAAGUUUGUUUCACCUGGUCAAGAAACUUGGUUCUCUGUCGACGAGAAGAAGCCUAUCGCUUUUGCAAAAGUUGAAGUUAUCGAAGCAUCCGACAUGAAACCGUCAGACUUAAACGGUUUAGCUGAUCCAUACGUGAAAGGACAAGUUGGUCCCUAUGGAUUCAGGACAAAGAUCCAAAGGAAAACUUUGGCUCCCAAAUGGCUUGAGGAAUUUGAAAUCCCCAUUGUUAGUUGGGAGUUGCCGAAUGUUCUCUCUAUCGAAGUUCGUGACAAAGACCACUUUGUUGACGAUGCCCUCGGGAAGUGCACCGUCAAUAUUAAUGAUCUAAGAGAUGGCGAGAGACACGACAUGUGGUUGCCCCUUCAGAACAUCAAAAUGGGUCGACUGCAUCUCGCCUUAACUGUGCGACCGGAAAAAGAGGAUGCCACCUGUUCCAUAGAAGGAGAAGAAGCGAUGAACAAACAAGAAGUACGUGAAUCUUUUGCCAACGAUGCUACUAAUCGAUCUUCAUUCUCAUCUAUGACAUCGGAAUCCCAAAAAGUAUCCGACAACUUCGAGCCAAUCAACGUGGAGGGACAACAAGAGACCGGGGUAUGGAUCCAUCACCCUGGGUCUGAAGUAUCCCAGACUUGGGAACCAAGAAAAGGAAAAACUCGGAAAGUCGAGCACACUCAGAGCAGCAAAUCCUUGGGCAACUCAUUUGGGAGCAGCAAUUCAUCCGGAGUGCAAUGCAACGAAAGCAGCAGCACCGACGAAGCUUCUGCAGACGGUAAAAAGCAAGGAAAAAGCCGAGUUCGUCGUGGUCUGCACAGGAUCUCUGCGGCAUUUCACAGGACUCCCAAAGAGGAAGCUAAUCAUCCAGGCGAUGGUAAUAACGAGGAAGCUGUUCAUUCCCCUUAUGCCAACAUUCGAGCAGCGAAUCAGAAGGAAGGUGGAGUGAAGUUCAUCGUUGAGGAUAGCCUCUCCGGGGAGAUACCCAAUAAGCAACCAAACUCGAGCCCGGACUCAGCUUCCAGCCCUGGGAAGGGUAGCAGUAAGAGGGAGAAGACGAAGUGCAUUUUGAAAAAGAUGGAGAAGUCGGCUCGUAGCUUCAAGCAUGUGUUGUCUAGGAAAGGAUCCAAAGUGUCCCGAGGAGGCUGUGGUCCGGAGUUAGGGGAGGAGCAUGCAAUGGAUGCUGAGUCGGACACUUCCGACGAAGAUGAAGAUGAUAAAUCUCAACCUGCUGUUGCUCAUCCAGUUAUUGUUGGCAAUCCCAUCCCCGCGCCCAUAAAAGAUGAUGAUGUGCUGAAUAGUGAAAAGCAUAGUGAUAAUGUGAAUGGUAAUGGUGAUCAGGGCAUAGAAAGGAAGGAGAAUAAGGAGGCUGGUAGCUCAGAAGCAGGCUGUAAGGUGCAAGAGGAGACAUUGAAGCCUACUGAUCAAGCAGGAGUUGAGGAUAGUAAGGUGGAGGAAGAGAAGAUUCGGCAAACGUAGCAUACUACAUGGUUGUAUGAAAGAUUUGGGUACUACAAUGGUGAUAUGGUUGUAUCGUGUAUGUAUAUAUAUGUAAGAUCGACGCUGUUGCUUGCAUGCAAAUCUGCAAAUUCACCCUCGGGAAACAUGCUUCGUUGUUUACCAUGUUUUCGGAUCGUAUAGAGAAUCAAACAAACGUUUGGUGGUUUGAGACCUAUUUCAAUAAGAAAGCUUCAAUGUAACAGCAGGUUGAGAACAGCAGUUACAGAACAUUACGCCAAUAUAAUUAACUCCAUUUCAAUAAGAAAGCUUCUGGCUGUCGUAACCUUGAUAAUGAUGAUCUAUCAUUCAGUCUGAUAACUUCGAAGACGUUAAGUACUGUAGCACAAGAUAACAAAAACAACAACGAAAGGUUCUGUGCCCCAUUUGAAUUGCAUUGCGAAUGUUGGAAGAACAAAUUCAGGGUGUUCCUAAUAUCAGGCGUCUCUAGCAGGGCCCUUCUUUGCAGCCUCAGCAGCUGCCUUCUCCGCUUCAAUCUCGGCCACGAUAGCAUCGAUUUCAGCCUCUUCAAGUUGUCGCAAGCCCUGGUCUUUCGUCAUCACUGCGACUUCGAUAUUCUUUCCUCCGCUCUCCACAACCUACACACAGAAUUCAAAAUUUCAGGACUUGGAGACUGAUUCACGUACAUAUGCAACUGUUUCCCUUUCAAACGAGUCAUGAAACAAUUCAGUUGGUUUCCACUGCUAAUAGUUCAGCAAGAAGCCUGGAGCAAUUUGGUUCGAUUGAUGUAAAAAAGCACGCAUGACCAUCAUCCUAUGGACCAGAACAGAACAAAACAAGCAGCUAUCAGUUAACAUAUACGACCGAAAGACAGCCUUUGAUGCUUUAAUAAAGUAAUCUUGCUGCACCAAACGCUGGUGGUUGCUUCUUGUUAUAAGUGAAUGCAACGAAAAGGCCCGGAAAUAACGAUAAAUGAAACAAUUCAUUUAUUCACAUUUCGUGCUAUUCUCGCAGGCGAAGAUCUAAUAUUGAUAUCCGUUGGGUCGUCUUGUCCUAGACCAUUUGCUUUUCAUCAGAUAUCUGACUCAAUCGUUUCAUCAAUACUUCAUGUUGAACGUACUUGAUACAAAGCAGGAACUCUACAUGGACUAGCAAAAAUAAAGCAAUUUUUCUGGAAGUCCAAAUGGAGAAAAGACAGACAGAAACAAUGCGUUGACUCUAUGCUUGUCAGCUAGAAUGAUUCAGGCAUCUUUGUCAUGAAACCUACAUCAGAUUCUGUCUUCCAAAGCAGAUUCAGAUUAUUCAUAACCAUUUGGGAAAAUAAAUGCUGUUAACCAAGACCCUCUCUCUACCAUCGGAACGAAAUCAUAUUAAACUGUUGCAUAUACUAUCCAGAAUUUGAUCAUAUUGGUUCUACUAUCUAAGAAACGAACUGCUCCAUACACUAUCCAGACAUUGAUCUUGUAGGAUCAAGAAACUACAAAACAAGCUGAAUCGGUUUUGCCAAAAGAUAUCCCCCCAUCUAACUUUCAAACUUGACUAAUUGUUGAGUACAUACCUCCAGUAAGGCACGGAUUGCAAGCUUGAUGGUUUCUUGCCCAUGAGUUUCUUUAUAAUUCUUCUCCAGAAACUCUCUGAUGGAGUUGGAGUUCCUCCCAGUUGCAUUUGCUUUCCAAGCUGAAAAGGUGCCAGAAGGGUCUGUCUGAUAAAGUGAUGGCACCCCAGUAUAUGGAUCAAAUCCUAUGAUCAAGGUCGAAAGUCCAAAUGGCCUGACACCACCGCUUUGUGUAUACUUUUGCUGAAGUCCAGCAAUGUAACGGGUAAUAUACUCAACAGUCACAGGAUCUUCUACAGUUAGCCUGUGGCUUUGACAUUCAAUCCUGGCCCUGUUGAUCAGCACUCGAGCAUCUGCCUUAAGGCCAGCACAUGCCAAAGCAAUAUGAUUAUCGAGGUUGACAAUCUUCCUCACUGAUCUGAAAUCCUGAAGCUUGGCGGCGGAUUUCUUCUCGACGCCAAGGACGACGGUGUCGGUGCCACGGACGCCGACCGCCGCGUUUCCCUUACGGACGGCUUCCAGUGCGUAUUCAACCUGGAAGAGAUGGCCAUCGGGCGAAAAGACAGUAAUCGCUCUAUCGUAUCUCGCCAUUGAUCCUCUCCUUGCAGCGCUCCUCUUCUUGAGCUAGAUCAGCUGGGAUUCUCAAGUUUGGUUUGUCUAACAAAACAGCAAGCAAAGCUUAUUAUGAAUCGACGCUCUUCCAACU
Molecule: messenger RNA, 4994 nt
Organism: Linum tenue
Lineage: Eukaryota; Viridiplantae; Streptophyta; Magnoliopsida; Malpighiales; Linaceae
Source: the annotation of a GenBank genome assembly